This is a messenger RNA of Ceratotherium simum simum (southern white rhinoceros), 3043 nucleotides long. RefSeq names its product zinc finger protein 23 (gene ZNF23). NCBI's taxonomy places the organism in Eukaryota, Metazoa, Chordata, Mammalia, Perissodactyla, Rhinocerotidae. Gene Ontology annotation, molecular function: RNA polymerase II cis-regulatory region sequence-specific DNA binding; DNA-binding transcription factor activity, RNA polymerase II-specific. The record is from RefSeq and is a predicted model, not a curated record. Gene Ontology annotation, biological process: regulation of transcription by RNA polymerase II.
GGUCCUAUCUCCAAAUAUAGUCACUUUGGGGGUUCGGGCUUCAAAAUAUGAAUUUUAGGGGGACACAUUCAGUGCGUAACACUAACCAAGGGGAAAAGGUCUAGAAAGCGCAUAUAUUCAAAAGAAGUGGGAAAAGCACAGUAGCUCCAGAUAUGGAGGGAACGAAAAGAAUCAUGAGCCAGUGUUUUCCACAACUCUGCACUAAAGUUGAAAUCCUGGAAGACAGAUGAAAUUUUAGGAAAGUAUAGAUUUUCAAGACUGACUUUAGGAGAAUAAAAAUCAGAAUAACCAGUCCAUGUGUUUUUGAAUAUAAUGAACAAGGGGCGCUGAGCCUGGGGACCUUAGAUGCUACAGUGAUCCCCUCUCUCAGGGAACUGAGACCUUGGCUUCUUUGCUAUUAGAAGGCUGGCAAGUGUGAGGAGGCAGCCUCGUACCUCAUCCGGCCCAGCUUCCUCAAGCUCCAGCCCUUCUCUGAGAGGGACACCAGGUGAUGGCAGCCAUACUCCUGACAGCCUGGCCCCAGAAGUCCGUGACCUUCGAGGAUGUGGCUGUGUACUUCACUCAGACGGAAUGGGACAGCCUGUCCCCUGCACAGAGGGCCUUGUACAGGGAUGUGAUGCUGGAGAAUUAUGGGAAUGUGGCUUCCCUGGGAUUUCCGCUUCUCAAACCUACUGUGAUUUCACAACUGGAGGGAGGAGGUGAGCUGGGGGGCCCAUUUCUACUGGCUGCUGGAACAGAAACAGGCCCCAAGGCCCUUUGGACUGUAGAUAUUGAUAUCCAGACUGAUGAUAAUUUGACAAAGGAAAUGUAUGAAGAAAAAGUUAAUACAUCAUUUGAACUUCAGAAGGACUUUUCCCAGGAAACAGACUUUGCAGAAGCCUUUAUUCUAGAGAAAUGGCAGGAAGUUCACGCAGUAGGAAGUAUGAAGAAAGAAAACAGUGUCUUUGACGGAACACUGAAAGAAGACACAAGCCCCAUGAAGGGGUGUUUCUUUCGUCAAAGUCCAAACUUGAAUCAAUGUCGUACCUUCUCCACUGGAGUGCAGUCCCCUGAGUGUACAGGAUUGGAGAAAGCCUUCAACUUUGACACAAAACUUAUUCAGCAUGAAAUAAUUAAUACUGGGAAAAGACCUUUCAAAUGUGAAGAAUUAGUGGAAACCUUUAGGUGUAACUCUCAACUUACUCAGCAUCAAGAUAGUUACACUGGGGAGAAGCCCUAUCAGUGUAAGGAGUGUGGCAAAGCCUUUAGUGUUCAUGCAAAAUUAAUUUGGCAUCAAAGACUUCAUAGUGGGGAGAAACCCUUCAAGUGUGUGGAGUGUGGGAAAAGCUUCAGUUACAGUUCCCAUUAUAUUACACAUCAGACAAUCCACAGCGGGGAGAAGCCCUAUCAGUGUAAGGUGUGUGGGAAAGCCUUCAGCGUUAAUGGGAGUCUAAGUAGGCAUCAGAGAAUCCACACAGGAGAGAAGCCCUAUCAGUGCAAGGAGUGUGGAAAUGGCUUCAGCUGCAGUUCUGCGUAUAUCACACAUCAGAGAGUCCACACUGGAGAGAAACCUUACGAGUGUAAUGACUGUGGGAAAGCCUUCAAUGUUAAUGCAAAAUUAAUUCAACAUCAGAGAAUCCACACCGGAGAGAAACCUUAUGAAUGUAAUGAGUGUGGGAAAGGCUUCAGGUGCAGCUCCCAGCUUAGGCAGCAUCAAAGCAUCCACACUGGAGAGAAGCCCUAUCAGUGUAAGGAGUGUGGAAAAGCCUUUAGUAAUAAUGCAAAACUCAUUCAGCAUCAAAGAAUUCACACAGGUGAGAAACCCUAUGAGUGUACUGAAUGUGGAAAAGCCUUUAGCGUCAAAGGGAAGUUAAUCCAGCACCAGAGAAUCCACACAGGUGAGAAACCCUAUGAGUGUAAAGAAUGUGGGAAAGCCUUCAGGUGUAACUCGCAGCUUCGGCAGCAUCUGAGAAUCCACACUGGGGAGAAGCCCUAUGAGUGUAAUGAGUGUGGAAAAGCCUUCAAUGUUAAUGCAAAACUAAUGCAGCAUCAGAGGAUUCAUACUGGGGAGAAACCAUUUGAAUGUAAUGAGUGUGGGAAAUGCUUUACUUCUAAAAGAAACCUACUGGAUCAUCACCGAAUCCAUACUGGAGAAAAGCCUUAUCAAUGUAAGGAAUGUGGGAAAGCCUUCAGUAUCAAUGCCAAACUAACUAGGCAUCAGAGAAUACAUACUGGGGAGAAACCUUUCAAAUGUAUGGAAUGUGAGAAAGCGUUUAGCUGUAGUUCUGACUAUAUUGUGCAUCAGAGAAUCCACACUGGAGAGAAACCCUUUCAAUGUAAGGAGUGUGGAAAAGCCUUCCAUGUUAAUGCCCAUUUAAUUCGACAUCAGAGAAGCCACACUGGGGAGAAACCCUUCAGAUGUGUGGAGUGUGGCAAAGGCUUCAGCUAUAGUUCUGACUGUAUUAUACAUCAGACUGUCCAUACUUGGAAAAAACCUUAUGUUUGUAAUAUGUGUGGGAAAGCCUUCAGGUUUAACUUCCAACUUAGUCAGCAUCAGAAUUUCCAUAGUGAAGGAAAAUCCUAAUGAGAAGGAUGUAGAAAACUGUCAAGGUUCGUGCUGAAAUGGAUCAAGUAUCAUCAGAUUCACCCUGGUGGAAAACGCUGAGAGGGGAAAUAAAUAUGACAGAGUCUUCACAUGGAAACAAGCCUUUUCCAUUUUAUUCCAUUUUAAAUCAGGAAUGAUGACCAGUUAAAAAGUAACAUCCAAAAAUAAAUUAUUUUACACCAACAACCAUAGAAAAUAUCCCAUUCCGAACAGCAUCAAGAAAAGAUUUUCUAGGAAUAGACUUAAUUAUUUUGGAUGACCUAUAUGGAGAAAUUAUAAAUCUCCACUGAGGACCUCAAAAGGAACCUUAAAUAUAUGGGGGAGAGAGAGAGACCGUUUUCUUGGAUAUGAAAACUCAUAAAGAUAUUCAUUCUACCUAAAUUAAUUUAUUUCCCCUUGAUUUUUGACAACAAGCAUGCAUCCCUUUUGUAAAGAGGAAAAAAAAUAAAACUUUCCUUU